Rhododendron vialii is the source of this 851-nucleotide messenger RNA. Its product is annotated as actin-depolymerizing factor 5-like. The transcript has 3 exons. Gene Ontology annotation, molecular function: actin filament binding. The record is from RefSeq and is a predicted model, not a curated record. The coding region runs from base 122 to 553 and encodes 143 amino acids. Gene Ontology annotation, biological process: actin filament depolymerization; actin filament bundle assembly. Gene Ontology annotation, cellular component: actin cytoskeleton; cytoplasm. Lineage: Eukaryota; Viridiplantae; Streptophyta; Magnoliopsida; Ericales; Ericaceae.
CAAACAUUUCGGACAUUUCCAAAUCACAAAAUCUAUAUAUUAACACUCACACUCCAACACACCGUCACCCUCCACUCUCUUAAUCCAGUAACCACCACACUCGAUUCCAAAAACAGCAACCAUGGCUAUGGCUUUCAAGAUGGCGACGACGGGGAUGUGGGUGACGGACGAAUGCAAGAACUCGUUCAUGGAGAUGAAAUGGAAGAAGGGGCACAGGUACAUCGUGUUCAAGAUCGACGAGGAGUCCCGAUUGGUGACCGUCGACAAGGUGGGCGGGCCGGGGGAAGGCUACACCGAACUCGCCGCGUCGCUGCCGGAGGACGACUGCCGGUACGCCGUCUUCGACUUCGAUUUCGUCACCGUCGACAACUGCCGGAAAAGCAAGAUCUUCUUCAUUGCGUGGGCUCCAACAGCAUCAAGAAUCAGAGCAAAAAUACUAUACGCAACCUCAAAAGAUGGACUGAGGAGGGUUCUUGAUGGGAUCAGCUAUGAAGUCCAAGCAACUGACCCAACUGAGAUGGGGAUUGACGUAAUCAAGGACAGGGCCAAAUAGAAUACUUACUCCACAAAAUCCAAUCCUAUUAGGAUUUGGUAGGAGUACUUUAUUACUCCUAGUAUCUUCUAAUAACUCCAAUUAGUGGUGCUUUCUUGUUUUUUUUCUAAUGAAAAGGGUGGGCUGGAUGAAUCAGCGUAGAGAUCUUCCGAGCGCGACCUAUUACGUUCGGGCUUAAACCAUAGCUGAUCCGGCCGGGAUGGUGCUUUCUUGUUGUUUAGCCCUUUUUUGAUCCUUUGUUUCUCCGCAGUGGUGUAACAUAAUUAAGCUUCUAAUCUAAUAAUUAUCCAUGAUUCCA